This is a messenger RNA of Pezoporus flaviventris, 617 nucleotides long. RefSeq names its product ribosomal protein L21 (gene RPL21). NCBI's taxonomy places the organism in Eukaryota, Metazoa, Chordata, Aves, Psittaciformes, Psittacidae. Gene Ontology annotation, molecular function: structural constituent of ribosome. Gene Ontology annotation, biological process: translation. The record is from RefSeq and is a predicted model, not a curated record. The coding region runs from base 87 to 569 and encodes 160 amino acids. The transcript has 6 exons. Gene Ontology annotation, cellular component: cytosolic large ribosomal subunit; ribosome.
CUUUCUUUCCGUCCCGGGACGCCAUUUUGCAGGACGCGAGGUGAGGUUCGCUGAGCACCGGUUGUGGGCCGCAGUAAUAAGCCAAAAUGACGAACACAAAGGGAAAGAGGAGGGGGACACGUUACAUGUUCUCAAGGCCAUUUCGCAAACAUGGAGUUGUCCCUCUGGCUACCUAUAUGCGCAUCUACAAGAAGGGUGAUAUAGUUGAUAUCAAGGGUAUGGGUACUGUUCAAAAAGGUAUGCCCCACAAGUGUUACCACGGCAAGACUGGAAGGGUAUAUAAUGUUACUCAGCACGCUGUGGGCAUUAUUGUUAACAAGCAGGUCAAGGGAAAGAUUCUUGCCAAGAGAAUCAAUGUGCGCAUUGAGCAUAUUAAACAUUCCAAGAGCAGAGACAGCUUUCUGCAGCGUGUGAAGGAGAAUGAAAGGAAGAAAAAGGAAGCAAAAGAAAAAGGCAUUUGGGUUCAACUGAAACGCCAGCCUGCUCCCCCAAGAGAAGCACACUUCGUGAGAACUAAUGGCAAGGACCCAGAGCUGCUGGAGCCAAUUCCCUAUGAAUUCAUGGCAUAAGGCACAUUUAAAAGAAGUAAAUUAAAGAUCUGGUUUUGGACAAGUGUA